Messenger RNA from Sugiyamaella lignohabitans, 1854 nucleotides. RefSeq names its product Prp28p (gene PRP28). Gene Ontology annotation, biological process: mRNA splicing, via spliceosome. The record is from RefSeq and is a predicted model, not a curated record. The transcript has a single exon. Gene Ontology annotation, molecular function: ATP binding; RNA binding; RNA helicase activity. NCBI's taxonomy places the organism in Eukaryota, Fungi, Ascomycota, Dipodascomycetes, Dipodascales, Trichomonascaceae. Bases 1 to 1854 code for a protein of 617 amino acids. Gene Ontology annotation, cellular component: catalytic step 2 spliceosome.
AUGGCAGUUCCAUUAUCUGUUGAAGAGUUAGUUCAGAAGAAGAAGGCUGAAGCUGAACAAUCCUCGAAACCAAAAUUCUUAUCUCGAGCUCAGCGAGAGAAGUUGGCAUUGGAGAGAAGGGUCAAGGAAGUUGGCAAGAGCCAGGUUACAACCAAUCGAUCAGCUGUACCAGUAAGGCACAAUGAGAAGCCCGAGGUUACUGAGUCUGAGGCCAAUUCACAAGCAACUGAGGGUACUCAAACUAAUAAAUCCGUUCGUCUAAGGGAACGAACAAAAUUCAGAUUUGGAUGGGAAGCGAACGACGACACUCUGAACGAAUCAGAUGAACUUUAUCAACUUGCAGCAGGAAAUGCUAAUAUUGCCAAUUUGCCACCUGGAGCUGGCUUUGAAGAACGAAAACGACGACAGCAGGAGAUAGAUCGGUUUAAAAAUAAGCGAUCGAGAACCGAUAUUGACGAUAUACACUGGACUAGGAAAAGUCUGGACGAGAUGAAAGAUCGAGACUGGAGGAUUUUUAAAGAAGAUUACAAAAUUGUCACUAAAUCUAUAGGUCCAAAUAAGGUUAAUUUCAUCCGUUUCUGGCAUGAAUCUGGCUUGCCUCCUACAAUAUUGGAUACAAUCAAAGAGCUUAAAUAUAAAGAGCCGACAGCUAUUCAAAGGGCGGCAAUUCCCAUCGCAUUGCAGCAUAAAGAUGUUAUUGGUAUUGCUGAAACUGGUUCAGGAAAGACAGCUAGUUUUGUCAUUCCUAUGCUUGUAUACGUUAUGGGUCUCCCUCCUAUAACGGAGGAGUCCAAGGCAAAUGGCCCUUAUUCGAUCAUACUUGCCCCCACAAGAGAACUGGCCCAACAAAUAGAGGCAGAAACUAUAAAAUUUGCGAGACCCUUGGGGAUGCGGUGUGUAUCGUUGGUCGGAGGACGUAGUAUUGAGGAACAGGCUUUCAAUUUACAAGAUGGUGCAGAAAUAAUCAUUGCGACACCAGGUAGAUUAGUCGAUUGUAUCGAACGACGAAUUGUUGCACUUAACCAAUGUUGUUACGUUAUUAUGGAUGAAGCAGACCGUAUGGUGGAUCUUGGAUUCGAAGAACAAUUAAAUAAGAUUUUAGACGCACUGCCGGUCAGUAAUGAGAAGCCAUCGGAGGCAGAUGAUGAUAUCCCGAAUAACAAAAGAGGAACUACAUUGGGUAAAAAAUAUCGCCAAACUAUGAUGUACACUGCUACUUGGCCCAAAGCAAUUGAGCGCAUGGCGGAAAGAUAUCUCCGUAAUCCCGGCAUUGUGACAAUUGGCAGCCUUGGUCAAGCUACAGAUCGUGUGGAACAACGGGUAGAGUAUGUCAAUGGUGAAGAAAAACGUAAGAAGCGUAUGCUAGAUAUUCUUAACAAAGAGGGGUUCACCGCGCCAAUCAUUAUAUUUGUCAACCUUCGCCGUAAUUGCGACGUUGUUGCGAAAGCAUUACAAUCUGAGGGAUGGAAAGCAGCAACAAUGCAUGGAAGUAAAUCACAAGAACAAAGAGAACAAGCCCUAUCGCAAUUGCGUCUUGGAACUAUUGAUUGCCUUGUUGCUACAGAUGUCGCUGGGCGUGGUAUAGAUGUACCCGAUAUUUCGCUGGUUAUUAAUUUUCAGAUGUCAAAAUCAAUAGAAGCAUAUACCCAUAGGAUUGGACGUACUGGUAGAGCUGGGAAGUCAGGUGUAGCUAUUACAUUUGUUGGCGAUGAAGAUGAAGCAGUUCUUUAUGAUUUGAAGGUUCUCUUGCAAAAAUCAGGCGUGCAUAAAAUGCCACAAGAAUUACGACAGGCCGUUAGAAGAGCUCCUGGUACCUUCCAAGUUGAGAAUAAAGAUGAUGGUAAUGAUGUGUAA